Sorex fumeus (smoky shrew) is the source of this 2854-nucleotide messenger RNA. RefSeq names its product staufen double-stranded RNA binding protein 2 (gene STAU2). The coding region runs from base 317 to 2146 and encodes 609 amino acids. NCBI's taxonomy places the organism in Eukaryota, Metazoa, Chordata, Mammalia, Eulipotyphla, Soricidae. The record is from RefSeq and is a predicted model, not a curated record. The transcript is spliced from 16 exons.
CGCGCGGCGCGGGCCCGGGAGGGGCGCGGCGGGAGCGCUGGGGGAGGCGGGCGGAGGCGGCGGCCCCGGAGCCGGAGGGUGGACGCCGCCGGCGGCCGAGCGGGGUCAGUCCUCCGGCGGAGCUCGGCCCAUGUGGGAGCCGCCCGGCCCGGGUCCGCGGCCAGAAGUUUUUGGAGCCCUGAGGGAUAUAGCAGUCAAUAUUGUCUUAACAUGCUUCAAAUAAAUCAGACAUAAUCACUGCUUACAUUUUGGGGGUCUAUACUUCUAGAUUUUUUUCUGUGCAGCCUUUUUGUUUACAGCUUCUCUCCACGAUAAAAUGGCAAACCCCAAAGAGAAAACUCCAAUGUGUCUGGUAAAUGAGUUAGCCCGUUUCAAUAGAGUCCAACCCCAGUAUAAACUUCUGAAAGAAAGAGGGCCUGCUCAUUCGAAGAUGUUCUCAGUGCAGCUGAGUCUCGGCGAGCAGACCUGGGAGUCGGAAGGGAGCAGUAUAAAGAAGGCGCAACAAGCUGCCGCUAAGAAAGCACUCACGGAGUCUACACUUCCCAAACCGCUCCAGAAGCCACCCAAAAGUAAUGUCAACAAUAACCCAGGUAGUAUAACGCCAACUGUGGAACUGAAUGGGCUCGCUAUGAAAAGGGGAGAGCCUGCCAUCUACAGGCCGCUAGACCCAAAGCCCAUCCCAAAUUAUAGAGCUAAUUACAACUUUCGGGGCAUGUACAAUCAGAGAUAUCAUUGCCCUAUGCCCAAGAUCUUUUACGUUCAGCUGACUGUAGGAAAUAAUGAAUUUUUUGGGGAAGGAAAGACUCGACAAGCUGCUCGACACAACGCUGCCAUGAAAGCUCUUCAAGCCCUGCAGAAUGAGCCCAUCCCGGAGAAGUCCUCUCAGAAUGGCGAAUCAGGAAAAGAAAUGGAUGAUGACAAAGAUGCAAAUAAAUCUGAGAUCAGCUUAGUGUUUGAAAUUGCUCUGAAGCGAAAUAUGCCUGUCAGUUUUGAGGUAAUUAAAGAAAGCGGACCACCGCAUAUGAAGAGCUUUGUUACUCGAGUGUCAGUGGGAGAGUUCUCUGCAGAAGGAGAGGGAAAUAGUAAAAAACUCUCCAAGAAGCGCGCUGCUACUACGGUCUUACAGGAGCUCAGGAAACUUCCGCCUCUUCCUGUGGUUGAAAAGCCAAAACUAUUUUUUAAAAAACGCCCCAAAACAAUAGUCAAGGCUGGACCAGAGUAUGGUCAAGGAAUGAACCCCAUUAGUCGCCUGGCUCAGAUUCAGCAGGCCAAAAAGGAGAAGGAGCCAGAUUAUGUGCUGCUUUCGGAAAGAGGAAUGCCUCGACGUCGGGAAUUUGUCAUGCAGGUCAAGAUAGGCAAUGAAGUUGCUACUGGGACAGGACCCAAUAAAAAGAUAGCCAAAAAAAAUGCUGCAGAAGCAAUGCUAUUACAGCUUGGUUAUAAGGCAUCCACUAGUCUUCAGGAUCAGCUGGACAAGACAGGGGAAAACAAAGGAUGGAGUGGUGGUCCAAAAGCUGGGUUUCCUGAACCAACAAAUAACACUCCAAAAGGAAUUCUUCAUUUGUCUCCCGAUGUUUAUCAAGAGAUGGAAGCCAGCCGCCACAAAGUACUCUCUGGCACUACUCUAGGCUAUUUGUCACCCAAAGAUAUGAACCAACCCUCCAGCUCUUUCUUCAGUAUAUCUCCCGCACCGAAUAGCUCAGCCACAAUUGCCAGGGAACUCCUUAUGAAUGGAACGUCUCCUGCGGCUGAAGCCAUAGGUUUAAAAGGAAGUUCUCCUACUCCCCCUUGUUCUCCAGUACAGCCUUCAAAACAGCUGGAAUAUUUAGCAAGGAUUCAAGGCUUUCAGGUUCACUACUGUGAUAGACAAAAUGGCAAAGAGUGUGUGACCUGUCUGACACUAGCCCGUGUGCAGAUGACUUUCCAUGCUGUUGGAAGCUCCAUUGAAGCCAGCCAUGACCAGGCAGCUUUAAGUGCCUUGAAACAAUUUUCUGAACAAGGACUGGAUCCAAUGGAAGGCGCCAUGAAUAUUGAAAAGGGUUCUCUUGAAAAACAAGCCCCGCAUCUGGGGGAGAAUGCGGACACUAAGCAGGCACACCCGGGCCCCAUCGCUCAGGACUGCAAGAAAUCAAAGCCGGUCAUCUAGCAGCUCCCAGAACCCCAGCUGCCACCGCAUCCUUAUAAACCUGUCAGCACGCAUGAGGGUGUCUGUGUUCAAGGAAAUGAAUGACUAAUACCAUUAUUUGAGUCUUAUGUGAAGACAACACUAUUCUAACACAAGAGAUAAUAUACAUAGGACUGUUUAUUCAACUGGGGAAAAAUAAAACUCUGAGCUUUUUCCCUUGGAACUUGAGAUCAGAUCAUAACUCAUUUGCCCAGAGGCAGCCGAAAUCUGAUCCUGCUACUGGAGCUUAAAAUAACAAUUAAUGAAAAGUGUUAGAAACAGAGUUAAAAUUUUUCAAUGAUUAAUAGAGAACUUGGGUUUGGUUCUGUUGUUAUGAUUGUUUCCUCGUGGCACUUGUGUUUGGUUAUCUUCUCCCUCCUCUCUCUUUCUCUUUCCCCUUCCUCUUGUUUUAAAUAAUGCUUGAUGAUUCAAAAAAUUAACCAAGAUGUGCUGUGGAAUGUGAUGGUCGUUGUCUUCAUAUAGAGUCACAGUUUCUCUUUUUAUGCAGAUCUUUGUAAUCUUCAUCCUAUAUCAGUAUGAAUAACUUCAAGAUGCGCUACUCAAAAGACACAUCCAAACAAACAUGCUUGAAAUCAGGUCAGGUAUUUGAUGGAAAUAAGAAAUAAUGUCAGGCGCAACUAGUUUCAGUAUAUUCUGGGAAUUAAAAAAAAAAAAAGAAAAGAAAAAAAA